Molecule: messenger RNA, 1116 nt
Organism: Peniophora sp. CBMAI 1063
Lineage: Eukaryota; Fungi; Basidiomycota; Agaricomycetes; Russulales; Peniophoraceae
Source: the annotation of a GenBank genome assembly
AUGUCGGCAGCAUCCACCACCCCUCCCCGUUCACGCGAUUUUGUGAUACGCGUGCCCGCAACGUCCGCGAACAUAGGGCCUGGCUUCGAUGUGGCUGGCAUUUCGCUCGCUCUCUAUCUCACCCUGGCGGUGCACUUCGAAUCGCCAUCGAGCGACUGGUCUCCGACGCGUGCGACCUUCCCUGCGGAGUCUAUAAAUAUCUCAUACACAGGCGAGGGCGCAGACGAAGUGCCGCUUGAUCCAUACAAAAACCUCACGACGCGUGUGGCACUCUACGUCCUCCGCUGCCAUAGCAUCCCCUUCCUUCCGCCCAACCUCACCAUCAAAGUGCACAACGAAAUCCCCUUCGGCCGUGGCCUUGGAUCCAGCGGAGCAGCAGUCAUUGCCGGUGUUCUUCUCGGAGACGCGCUUGGAAAGCUCGAGUUGAACAAAGCGCGCAUGCUUGACUUCGCUCUUAUGGUUGAGCGCCAUCCCGACAACGUCGCUGCCGCUCUUGUUGGCGGAUUUGUGGGCUCAUAUCUUCGCGAGUUGGACCCGGAAGCAACACAAGCAGCCAGCGUUCCUCUAGCAGAGGUGCUCCCCGAGUAUCCCCCUGAUGCCGGUCCGGAAUGGGGCAGAAACCCGCCUGUGCCGCCAGGAGGUAUUGGACACUGGGUGCGCUUCAGCGUAACACCCGAGAUCAAAGCGGUUGCCAUCAUACCGCGUUUUGAACUGAGCACAGCUAAAGCUCGCGAGGUGCUCCCAGACAUGUACUCACGGAAAGAUUUGAUCUUCAACCUACAGCGACUUGCAGUCCUCACUACCGCGUUGGCCCAGUCACCGCCUGAUCCUGAACUCAUCUACGAAGCGAUGAAAGAUCGGGUACACCAACCGUAUCGCAAGCCUUUGAUCCCGGGUCUUAUGGAGGUCACUUCCACAAUCACGCCGGCUACGCAUCCGGGGCUACUCGGCAUCUGUCUAUCGGGCGCGGGACCAACCAUCCUGGCUCUCGCUACCGGCGGGUUCGAGCGCAUAGCAGAGGAUGCUCGCAGUUUGUUCUUACAGCAGGGCGUGGAGGUAGAUUGGAAACUCCUUGAGAUUGUGAAAGAAGGCAGCUCGAUUGAGUAUGUAAAUUAA